CCGCCGGUGUGAUACGUUACGGGCACCCGUCGCAGUACUCGUCAGUUCCACCGGAGCAACCGAACUGCGCACCUGCCGGACGGAACAUCCGCACACCGCUUGUCCCGUAACGACGUCUUUGUGUUCGGGAAAAUCGUACCCGAUCGUUUCCCUCGGGGUUGAACGCACGGACGGUACGUUGUCCCCCGGUACGAACACGCGCGGUGAACUCGUAUAGUCGUCCGGAUCGCAAAACGAAAUCACCUGAACCACUUUCGGGCCAACAGGAUGACUGCCACUCCGCAAAUGGAUAAUUACAACCCAAACUGUCAGAGUACAACUCAACAAUCAGAAAUUCAAUCGUUUUAUAAUGAUACGACUGUAUUUUUGACGGGUGCUACUGGAUUCAUGGGAAAUCUAAUACUGGAAAAAUUAAUAAGAACUUGUUCCGGCGUGAAAAGAGUAUAUAUUUUAAUCAGAGAGAAGAAAGGGAAAACUACCGAAGAUAGAUUUAAAGAACUAUUCGAUGACCCUAUAUUUUCAUUAAUGAAAAAAGAACAACCGAAAUACUCAGAAAAGAUCUCUGCUGUUAUUGGUGAUUGUAAUAUGCCGAACAUGGGAAUAGGUGAACAAUACAUGGAAAUUCUUAAAAAUGAAGUGAACAUAGUCAUACAUUCCGCCGCUACAGUUCGAUUCGACGAACAUUUAAGAACUGCCGUAAAUAUUAAUAUAAAUGCUCUAAAAGAUAUUUUGAAACUAAGCAGAGAAAUAAAAAAUUUAAAAUCAUUCGUUCAUAUUUCGACUGCGUAUUCAAACUGUGCUGGAAGGGAUGUUGUGGAUGAGGUGUUUUACCCAUCACCUAUUAGUGGAGAAAAAUUAUCAAACCUUGUUAAUUCUCUCGAUGACGAUUAUAUCAACAGAAUCACACCUGCACUCUUGGGAGAAUGGCCAAACACAUAUGCCAUGACAAAAGCCAUUGCCGAAGGUGAAAUAAUUAUUCACGGCAAAGGAUUACCUGUGGGCAUCAUAAGGCCAUCGAUGAUUAUCGCCACAUCCGAUGAACCCUUAAGCGGAUGGAUCAAUAAUUUCUACGGGCCGACGGGGGUCGUAGCAGCUACUGGAAUAGGUCUGAUGCGGGUCAUGAUCGCGGACCCCAAGAAAAUAGCAGACAUCGUUCCCGGAGACUACGUUAGCAACGCUGUUUUGGCUUGUGCAUGGGACAUACACAAUCAAUGGAAAGAGCACAACAACGCUAAUGAUGUAGUCAAAGACGACGGAUUAGAGAACGAUUCUUUCGUGCCACCUAUUUACAAUUACGUGUCUUCAAGUUCAAAUCCAUUGACGUGGGGUGAGUUCAUGGUGUACAACAAAAAAUAUGGAUACCAAAUGCCUUCUGUGAAAGCGAUCUGGCCGAUUCUGUUGAGACUGACGAAAUACCAUUUCGAAUACAUCAUUCUAUGUUUUCUUCUUCACAUCGUACCCGCAUUCGUCAUCGAUUCCAUUGCCAAACUUACCGGAAGAAAACCUCAGUUAAUGGAUGGAUAUAAGAAAAUGCACAAAUUUUCCAGUGUUAUAUCCUACUUCAGCUUAAAAUCAUGGGUGUUUCGAGACAACAACACGAGAUCUCUGGUACAGAAACUGUCAAAACUGGAUCGGACCUUAUUCAAUUUCGACAUUUCAAAACUGAACUGGGAUUCAUAUUUCGAAAGACACGUGGUAGGGAUUCGAACGUAUAUCGUGAAAGACCCAAUAGAAACUCUGCCCGAAGGGUUUAAACACUCUAGAAAAUUAUACAUGGCGUAUUACACAUUACUGUCGGUUUUUGCUGCGUUAUUCAUGUUAAUUUUGUACGGAAUUUUUUUGCUUUUCUUGUGAUUAAUAUAUACGCUGCGGUGCUUCUUAUUGCUCA
Messenger RNA from Sipha flava (yellow sugarcane aphid), 1888 nucleotides. RefSeq names its product fatty acyl-CoA reductase wat-like. Gene Ontology annotation, molecular function: alcohol-forming very long-chain fatty acyl-CoA reductase (NADP+) activity. Gene Ontology annotation, cellular component: peroxisome. The record is from RefSeq and is a predicted model, not a curated record. The transcript has 12 exons. Bases 268 to 1854 code for a protein of 528 amino acids. Lineage: Eukaryota; Metazoa; Arthropoda; Insecta; Hemiptera; Aphididae. Gene Ontology annotation, biological process: long-chain fatty-acyl-CoA metabolic process.